Messenger RNA from Xiphophorus couchianus (Monterrey platyfish), 6267 nucleotides. It is a transcript of the gene itih6, whose product is annotated as inter-alpha-trypsin inhibitor heavy chain family member 6. The coding region runs from base 1295 to 4891 and encodes 1198 amino acids. Lineage: Eukaryota; Metazoa; Chordata; Actinopteri; Cyprinodontiformes; Poeciliidae. Gene Ontology annotation, molecular function: serine-type endopeptidase inhibitor activity. The transcript is spliced from 17 exons. The record is from RefSeq and is a predicted model, not a curated record. Gene Ontology annotation, biological process: hyaluronan metabolic process.
AUAAUUUAUUUAUAUUUUUGUUUUUUAUGUGUGGAUUAUUAGAUUUAUGUCUGGACUUUGACUGGUCCAUACUGACAUGACACAUGUAUUAUUUUGUUUAGGGUUUUUAUCUGUCUCCACUAUCAUGGCUGGAUGUAACUGUAGCUACCAAGGCACAUCAUUGCCAGACAUAUUGAGAUUAAAAUCAGAAAUUUUCUAGAAAAAAAGAUGGAAUUUUUUAAGCUCUAUAAGCCGAAAAUCUUCGAGAAAAAAACUUUGAAGUGUUAAAUUGAUACGAAUUUUCCAGAAAAUGCAGGAAAUGUCUAAGCUCCAAAAAUUUUAAAUUUGUAACAAAAAACUCAGGAUUUUUUUUUUUUAAAUUAAUCUCACAGAAAAAUCAAAUUAGUAUCUAUAAAAAGAGGUUCGAAAAUCAGAAAUGUCAAUGUUUUUUCGUUUUUUCUUGCAGAUUGUCAACUUUUCAAAUUCAGAAAUGUCCCGGGUUUUAUCCAGAACAUUUUAAAAAUGAAUCCGAGUUUUUUGGGUGAAAUGCACUCCUUUUUUUCCACCAACAGUGGCCUUAGUACGUCGUGAUAUUAAGAAGCACCUGUUGGAAGUUGACCUUUCAAACAUUUAAAAAUCAAUGUGACAUUACAGUAAUUCACGAAGUUGUCCAAAUUCAGGGUAUUUAGGUUUUUUAAUAACGUGACAAUGAUAACGUUCUCAUGAAUAAAUGGAGACAAAACUUUUUGUAUUUUCUAAUUCAUCCAUUCUCUAUGGCAGUUAAUCCAUGUUGGGUCAGUAGGAGGGUUGAGUUGGUGCGUUUUGGGAACCUACUGGACAGAAUCUAUCAGAGCCAGAUAUUUAUUUAUCUGACUAAAUGGGAGGUGAAGAAAUACAUUCGCAAACUCCAAUGGACCUCAACCGCUGCUGAACGGAUUUAUUUAUUUAGGGUUUUUUUUUUAAAACCAGCAGUGGAAGGGGAGGAGAUGGAGGCGUUUUCAUCCAAACCUUGGAGCCCGGUGUCAGUCACCCCUCAUUUCUCUGCGACCUCGGUGGCAGCAUGCGUGAACCCGAGCUGCGCGCAAACCGCGCAUCAGGACUGGCGCAAACCUCCCUCUGAAGUCUGAACUUUUCCGCUUUUCUUUUGCUCUCACCUUUCGCAGGUGUAACUCUUCACCAGAUCUCAUUUUUAGGGCGCUCUCACGUGGAUCGGAGCUAAAAUUACUCCUGCUUGUAGCUUGUGUAAAAUGCGCCCAACGUGAGAUCACCGGACGUUUUUCUUCCAUUUUAAUUUAAAGGUUGAAUCGUUGCAAGCAUGAGGGUUUUGAAGAUUCAGUGUUUUCUUCUUUGCGUUUAUUACUGCGUGCAAGAAGGAUUAUCGGGGGAUUUUAAGACGCACCUUAGGAGGAAUUUGCAAUUCCAGAGAACAAAACGUCAAAGCAAACCAGCAAAACCAGUGCUGAAGGUCACAGACUACCAUGUCAGGUGUUCGGUGGUGUCUCGUUACGCUGUCACAACGAUCCAGAGUUCGGUGUGGAACCAGCUGCCCAACACUAAAGAGGCAGCGUUUGAGGUGGACCUGCCCUCGUCAGCUUUCAUCUCCAACUUUACCAUAGCCUCCAAUGGUAAGGUGUAUGUUGCCCAAGUGAAGGAAAGAGCGGCAGCCAGGAAAAUUUACGACGCCGCUAAAAAGCAAGGAAAAACAGCCGGACUUGUCGCCACCAAAGAAAGGGAAAUCGAGAAGUUUCGUGUAGCAGUGAGCGUACCGUCAGGAACUCGGACGUCUUUCGUCCUGAUCUACGAGGAAUUGUUACCUCGUCGACUCGGCCGCUACGAGCUCAGUUUGGGUCUGAGGACCGGGCAGCCGGUGCAGAACCUCACGUUGGACGUCAGCAUACAUGAAAGAACGGGGAUCAGUUUCAUCAAAGCUCUUCCUCUGAAGACGAGUCGCCUGCUGUCAAACUCUGCCCAGGGUGACUCCAGCCCUCCUGCCUCCACUCAGGUUGAGCAGAGUGAUAAUUGUGCUAGAAUUUACUACAGCCCAACUGUACUGCAGCAAACCAGCGUAUCCUCCAAAGGGUUAAAUGCAGACUUCAUCAUUCAGUAUGAUGUGGAGCUUAAAGACCUCUUGGGUGAUGUUCAGGUGUAUGAUGGCUACUUUGUGCAUUACUUUGCACCAAGAGGGCUUCCAGUGGUCCCCAAGGAUAUUAUAUUUGUCAUAGAUAUCAGUGGGUCUAUGAUAGGCACCAAGAUAAAGCAGACCAAACAGGCGAUGAAUACCAUCCUUGGAGACCUUAGAGAAGGAGACCACUUUAACAUCAUCACCUUCUCAGAUAAGGUUCACACUUGGAAGAAAGGUCGAACAGUGCGAGCAACUCGGCAGAAUGUGAGAGAUGCCAAAGAGUUUGUGAGGAGAAUUAAUGCGGAGGGAUGGACAAAUAUCAACGCAGCUCUUCUAUCUGCUGCCCAGCUUGUUAACCCUUCAUCCUCUGGAUCCUCCAGCCGCCUUGCAUCCCAACGGGUUCCUCUGGUUAUCUUUCUGACAGAUGGUGAAGCAACCACUGGAGUGACAUCUGGUGACACCAUCCUUAAUAACGCCAAGAAGGCAUUGGGCUCAGUUACUCUGUUUGGCAUUGCCUUUGGCGAUGACGCAGACUUCCUUCUCCUUAGACGCCUGGCUUUGGAGAACCAAGGUGUGGCCAGGAUGGUGUAUGAGGAAGCAGAUGCAGCUUUGCAGCUAAAGGGUUUCUAUGAUGAAGUGGCCAACCCUUUGCUGUCAGACAUCCAGCUUUCCUACAUGGACGAUCAGGCGUUUGACGUCACCCAUACCCUGUUCCCAAACUAUUUCCAAGGCUCGGAGUUAGUUGUGGCAGGAAGGGUAAAACCUGGAGUCAAAGACUUAAAGGUGUCAGUCUCAGCAACUAAUUCAAAGCAUAACAUAAGCCUGGAAGAUAAUGUGCUUAUUUCCAGUGCAAAAGAAAAUGGGAGCACAGGUUUUCUAAAUUGUUCAGGAGAGUUGGAAGGAGUGUCCAACUUUGUGCGUCGUCUCUGGGCAUAUUUCACCAUCAAAGAGCUACUACUGGCCAAACUCAAUGCAACUGACCCUGCAACUCAAAGGUUACUGGCAGACAAAGCCACCAACCUCUCCCUCAAAUAUAACUUUGUGACCCCAGUCACUUCUUUGGUUGUUGUAAAGCCAGAUGCAGAUGAAGCAGCAUUGACCACUGUGCAACCCACAACUACUGGCACUACCACCACCACAGCAACAACAACAGCGUGUCCCACCGACAUGUUAACCGCUAGAGUUCCCAGAAAGCCCAGCCUUAGGUUACACCCACCUCAACAACCUGCAAAUAAACAGAAAACUAAGCCUUUGCCAGUGUCUCUGGCUAAAAUGAAGGCUCCACCAGCCAAAAAAACAGCCAUAAACCCAAGUUCCAGUCCCAUCAAAACUGCCCCAGCAACAAUCUCUGGAAAAAAACUUGCUGCCUCCCAGGAUGAUCCAAAAACACCCAUUCGUUCUCCAAAGUUAUCCACUUCUCUUCUAAAUGCUCUAAAAACCGCACAGCCUCCUGCUCCCGGCAAAACGACCACUAUCCCAACGUCAACGGCUAAGCAAACAUUGGAUACCAGCCCUUCACCACACCUCACUUCAUCCAGAACCGACCCUGCACCUGGAACAAGGAGAACCAGUCCUGGGAAAACAUCAGGGCCAGUUUCAGAGGUGGAGAACCGCACCAGAUCUGCCCCAGAUCUUCAUCAGUCCGAAACUACUCCUGUAGCAACACUGCGCUCGCCCACCCCAGCCUCACCGCCAGAUGUUGGACACAACAACUCAAAUCUGGAUGUUGAUACCAAUCUGAGCAUUGCCACCCUGGUGUUGGGUACCUUUGCUCCCAUGCCCGGUGUUACAGAUGGACCAGGACUGUGGGAAGCAGCUGGACUUCUGGAUGUCUCUGCCUCCAUUCAAAGUGAAGAAGAUCUGAAUCUUGUUACAGAUUAUGAUGCAACAUAUAAUUAUGACUACGAUAUCAGCUACGACACCUGGGAUGACAGCAGUGAUUCAUUUGUGCUUGGGAGUGAGGAGGACUGUCCUUUAGCUGAAUGUCUUGUCCUUUUAGAACCUCAAUCCAGACUCAACUCUGUGAGGCUCUUCUCCUCAUCAGUGGAUGGAGAUCCUCAUUUUGUGGUCCAACUUCCAAAGUUGCACCAGGAUCUGUGUUUCACUGUGGACGGCAGAGCCAAUGACGUUCUCAGACUUCUGGAGGAUCCAGAGCGAGGUAUCAUCGUGGACGGUCACCUGAUGGGGGCUCCCCCAAAGCCUGGAGCAGAAGGCCGUUCCCGAACGUACUUCGACCGGCUCACCAUCUCACUACCAGCUGGCAGUUCGGCUGACAUCAUAAUCACCUUGACGCUGGAUGGGGUGGUAGUGGAUGGAGAAGGACGGGAGAUCCUCCCCACCAAUCAGCAGGGAUCUGUGACCAGGCAGGGCGUGACUGUGACCGUGGACAACCAUCAGAGCUGCUGGAUCGAGCUGGCGAAAGGUGUGCGCUUCCUGGUGCUGUUCCAUCACUACAAACACCCCAACUACCUGCAGAUGGCUCACCUGGGGUUUUACAUCACAGAUGGAAGAGGGCUGUCAAGGUCGACCCAAGGCCUUCUGGGCCAGUUUCAGCACUCUGACAUGACUGUAACUGUGACGACCGAUCAUCACCCCAAAAACAAAGACAGGGUUCAAGCGAGGGGAAUGUUGAGGUGGGCAGCGCAGCAGAUGGACGUGACUUUACAGGACAAGACGGUGAAAGACUCGGUGCAAAAGCGCCACCUGGGCAAAUGCUGGGUGGUUCCCAAGGCGGAGAUCGAGAGACUGCUGAGUCACUCCUACGAGAGUUACGUGGUGAACAAUAUGUAACCCAAGCUGAGUUGGGCUACAUACCCAACUCAGCUCCACCUGUUGCUUGCCCACAGCACGGCUCAGGUACCAGGACCCACACAAAGGACGAAGCUGACUGAGAGUCUGCUGGAUAUGAACGACAGACACAGAGGCAGUUGUGAAACAGGAAGAACUGGGUGGUGCAGCUUGGAGGCAGAAAGAAGAAGUUAGGAAAAUAAUAGUUAAAAUCUACAGUUACUCAAAUACAGAACUGAACAGAGGCUCUGUAUCUCUCCCUGGAUUCGUUUUGUGUCUGUCACAGAGACUCAAUGUGCUUCUAGUUGCAUGGCAACAACAGAUCAUCUAUUUAUGCUGCCGCUUUGAAAGUUAUUUAUUGGAAUGAUCUUAUAUGUCGUUCUUUUACAAUGGCACAAUAGGUCUAUUGGAGAUAGAAAACAAUGAAGUACAUUUCUGCUAAAAAAUUUUCUAGCUGAUAGAGUUUGAAAAGUUGAAAAUUUGCUAGAAAAAACUCAAAUUUUUUAGAUUAAUCUGAUAUUUUUGUGAAACAAAAAACGAGUUUUAAGUCAAAAAUUUGCUAAAAAAGUUUCAGAAAUUUUCUAGAAAACAAAAGAAAAUUUCUGAGUUUGUAAAGUUGGAAAUUUGCUAGAAGUCCAGAAAUUUUGAGAAAAAUUUCAGAAAUUAAAAAAAAGUCAAAAAUACGCUAGAAAAAAAAUACUCAGAAAUUUCCACUUUUGCAACUCUAAAAAUUUCCAAGUUGAAAAUCUUUAGAUUUUUGAAAUUCUGAUCUUUUUUUUUUUCAAGAAAAUUUCUGCGAUUAACCCCUCAAAAAAAAUUUUCUUUUCUAGCAAUUUUUCCACUUUUCAAAUAGAAAUUUCCUUGUUUUUUUAGGAAAAGUUUCUGAGUUUAGUCUUAAAAUUUUGGGGGGGGGGGGGGUUUGUCAGAAAUAUACUCCUUUUUUUAUCUACAAUGGUCCUAAUAUGCCGUAGUAUUACUUUCUGUCUAAAUCAUAUGUAAUUUUUAAAAAAGCAUCACUCUGUGUAUGUAUGUGAAAUUAUAUUAUUCCCAGAAAAUGAAAAAGACAUUUGAGGCAGUUUUUCCAGGUUUGCCAUGUGCUUUUUAUUUUUCUAUCAUUUCAUUUCAUAGUUUAAUUGGUUUUAUUUGUUACACAAGACGUUAGGUAUUGUUCACAUACUAGUGAUCAAACAAGGACAGUAAGUUUUCUACUACUCAGCCUGGACUAUUUCUUUUGUCAGUUUUCGAGGGAUGUUGUUGAUAGUGGUUUUCAAAGGCCAUACUGGAUGAAAAUAAAAACAGCAACACCACAGAAGGCUUCUGUUCUCAGUAAAUAAAAAAGGAGAGGAUGAUGAGGAGAGAAAGAGGGAACAACAGGUAAA